This is a messenger RNA of Ruditapes philippinarum (Manila clam), 846 nucleotides long. RefSeq names its product dynein axonemal light chain 1-like. Gene Ontology annotation, molecular function: protein kinase binding. Lineage: Eukaryota; Metazoa; Mollusca; Bivalvia; Venerida; Veneridae. Gene Ontology annotation, cellular component: cytoplasm. The record is from RefSeq and is a predicted model, not a curated record. The transcript has 9 exons. The coding region runs from base 46 to 687 and encodes 213 amino acids.
CCCUUUUAAAUUGAAUAAUUUGUAUGAUAAAAUGAGAUUUUUUUAAUGACGAAAAUAGAAGAUACUGUAUGUCCCGCAGUUAAGUGUUGCUACAACAAGUUAUCGACCAUGGCAAAGGCAACGACAAUCAAAGAGGCAAUAACAAGAUUUGAGGAGAAAGAGAAAUGUAAAGCCGGUGAGUCUAAGGCAGUCAUGCUGUAUGGACAGAUACCUCCAAUAGAAAAGAUGGAUGCUUCUCUAUCUACACUCAAUAACUGCGAACAACUUGCUCUUUCUACAAAUGUUAUUGAAAAGAUUGCAAACCUAAAUGGUUUGAAGCAUCUGAAAAUUCUAUCAUUGGCUAGAAACAGUAUAAAGUCAUUGACUGGAUUGGAAGCUGUUGGUGACACACUUGAAGAAUUGUGGAUAUCUUACAACAACAUUGAGAAGUUGAAGGGAAUCAAUGUGUUGAAGAAACUAAAGAUUCUCUACAUUCGACAAAACAAUGUGAAAGAUAUGAACGAAUUCAUGAAACUGGCAGACUUGCCAUGUAUGAUAGAGCUUGGUUUUGUUGGCAAUCCUCUGGCAGAUGCCCUUUCUGAAGUAAGCAGUGAAAACUAUACUGAAACAAUAACAAAGAAGCUACCAAAAUUGAAGCGUCUAGAUGGGUUCACAGUUAUUCGUGAGGACCAGGAGGACGAAGAUUGAUGUGUGAAACAUGGAAAUAUAUUAAAACUUUGAAUAGUGCCAUAAAUAACCAUUAAAGCUGCAUACCUCCAGAUGAGACAAAAUAUUUUAAGAAAAUCAAAUUGGAGUAAAAAUGUACUAAGAUUUAAAGAAAAGUAAAAAGAUUCAAGUAAAAAAUUA